UGGCUGUCCUCACCCACCUCCAAGGGCUGCAUUCCCCACCACACGCCUCGCUUAACCCGACGCGGGGUUCUCGUUCUACGCUGAUCAGUCACUGGCGCCAUUCCACUGUGUCGCGUCGGUUUCUCUUAGGCGGUCUUCACGUGUUUGUGUUCGAAUGCGUGAUCCUUGACUUUGUUCGUUUCGACUCAUGGAUGAAACGAGUACGGAAAUGGAUCCAACGACUUCGAGUGGAAUCAGCCAAAGCAGCAUGAGCAGCCAGGACACCCAGGACACCCAGGAGAGCACCAAGCAGGAGGAGGCGCAGCAGGAGAAGCAAAAUGAGCCCUCCACGACGAGCGUCAGCAUCGCCGUCGGCACCGAAGACCUCAACCCGGCCAGCACGACUUCGCAGGCGUCGCAAGCGGAGCCGACAGCCUCCACAUCCCGAAGCGCAGCAGAUUCAGAGUCCGAUGGCAGCAAAGGCCCGAAAACAUGUGGCGUCUGCGGAGACAAGGCCAAGAGCAUGCACUUCGGAGGCCUGUCAUGCGAUUCAUGCAAAGCGUUUUUCCGCCGAGCUGUUCACAAUGACGCUUUCAUGAACUUCACUUGUCCGUACGAUGGGCAUUGCGUCAUCAACAUUGCAUCGAGGAAAUGCUGCCAGUAUUGCAGAUACAAGAAAUGCACAAGCAUCGGCAUGGAGCGAGCGUGGGUGAUGUCAGAGGAGGACAGAGCUCAGCUGAUGAAGCAAAGAGCCGAGAGGAAGGCGAAGCAAGGGGAUGAGGCCAAAAAGGGCCCCAAAGAAGGCAAGAGAGAGCUGAUACCGUACGAGCCUGAUAUGGCUAACAUGUUGAAUUAUAUGACGGAACAGGAGCGUGACGAAGUGGAACAGGCAGUGCGCAACUACCAGCUUGCCUACCAAGACGUGCCGUACAAGAACGACCUCAAACAGUUUCAACGUGGGUCGUCCCAGCGUGCAGAUUAUCAACAUGUUUACCACGGUCGUUCGGCGGUUCGCUUAUUUUGCGAGGCUGUUCCCGGAUUUCUGCGUUCUGCAUGUAUCGUAUCCAUACGGAACAACACCCAGACGAAGAGGGACCAGGGCAGCCUCCUCCGUGGGGGGAUCCUCGAGAUGUCGCUGAUCCGCGGUGUCCAGAGCUUCGACACAGACAACAACCGCUGGCCCAACACGAAGGAGCAGAUCUAUAAGGACGCCCCUACGCUUCGAGUCGAGGACAUGAAGAAGCUUGUCAGCUGCGAGCUGUACGACAUGCACAUGAAAUUCAUUUUUAGCAUGAAGGACCUAAACGUAGACGAGCCGGUGAUGAUGUUGUUGUUGCUCAUCGUCCUGUUCACGAGCGACCGCCCCGGCCUGCAGGAGACAGCCCGCAUCCAGGCGCGUCAGGACCACUACCUGCAGCUCAUCAGGAAAUACAUGAACUGGCGCUACGGCCCCCACAACGCCACCAUCAUGUACCCGCGCCUGCUCAUCAAGCUCACCGACCUGCGAGAGCUCAACGACCAGCACAACGAGUACAACCUGAAACUAGCCAAACAGGAGGUAGCAGAGAUCCAGAUGCAGCUCGGUCAGCUGAACCUGAAUCCAUACACUGAGUGGCCACACAUAAUGCAGCACCCUAGUGUCUCUGGAUCUUCCUCUGACCCACAGGCACGAACCCGCGUCACCGCUGGGGUAUUCCAGAUGCCCCCGGCCGUCACGUCGGCUAUGGCCGCCUCGGCGUCUCAAGCUGCAUCGACCUCAAAGGGCGGCAUGGGCGGUCUGGCUGAGGGUGUGGGCGGCGAUGCCGGGGCGGGGGCGGGGGCGACGGCGGCGGCGGCGGCGGCAGCGGCGGCCAUGGCGUCCAUGGACUUCGAGCAGCUCGCCAAUAACCCGAGCUUCCAGAAGAUGAUUAUGCAGCAGUUCCAGAAGUCGAUCAUGAAUGUCCUAAGCUCUCCGAACUUCGGCCUGGGAAGCCUCCUUCCUGACGGUCGCAGCGGUCAAUUGCCUCUGCAGAGUGAUGCUGCUCAGCAGCAGCUGCAGCCACCAGCCGCACAACCAGCUGCACAAGCCCCAGCCAUUGCUCAGCACAUACUUCAGCAACAGAAAAUGCAGCAGCAGCAGCAGUCGCAGAGUGGCGGCGGGCAGGCCCCGGGCGCGAGCCAGGGGGGCCCAUCCGGGUUCCAGAGCUCCGACCUCAUGACGCAGCUCGAUUACCUCGAGACGAACCAGCCGGGGAACCUGCAGAGCAUACAGCAAUCGCAGCAAGCCUUCCAGCAGCUUGAACAUCAGCUGAUGAGUAAUAUUGGCGGCUAUGGGAGCUACGGCGAGCACAGUCAGCAUCCGCUCCAGCAGCAAUAUCAGCAGGCCCAGCAACAGGCGCUGAUGCAGCAGCAGCAGCACCUCGGCCACCAACAGGAGCUGCCGGAAGCCAUGCUGAUCAUCCCGAAGGAGGAGCCGACCACGCCAUCGCCGCCCGGAGUGCAGCACAUCCCCCACCCUCAGCCCGAGCACCACAUCCUCUACGAGGAGCAGCACGUCGCCAUGCGCCAGGCCCGGCAGCACAUGCCUGCCUUGCACCACUCGCCCCCCACGCAGCGUCAGCGACCGCACGCAGCGUCAGCGGAGCCGGAGGAGGCGGGAGAGGAAGGGGGCAGCACUUCGCAGAAGCGCAGCUCGCUCAGCGACAUCGGAGGCCUGUUCCAGUUCCGCACGCUGCUUGAGGAGUUCGCGACGCUGGACAACCCGGAGCAGCUGGAGCAGGUGAAGCAGAUCCUGGGCCCGGACCUCGUCAGCUCACUGCAGCAGAAGCUCAUCGCCUCGUCUGCCCAGGCGCAGGCGGCCGCCGCGCAGGCGCACCACCACCCCAGCACCAACAGCCAUCCUCCCACGCCCCCCACCACCACCCCCCUCCGCCGCAGCACCUUCCCCCCCAGCACCACCCUCCUUCGCUGCCCCCCCACCAUCACCCGCCGCUGCCGCCGCUGCCCCCCGCGCAGCACCAGCAGCCGAUGCCGCACGCCGCAGCGCCGCCACACCACCACAUGUACCUGUCGGAGGGCGCUUACCCGUACUACCCGAGCGGCGAGUACUCAGGGCCGCCGAUGGGCGCCGCCUACCAGGGCGCCUCGACGUCCUACGCGUCCUCCACGCACGCCACGUCCCCGCCGCCCCAGUACAGCGCGGCGGAGCCAUCGUCCUUCUGCAGGAGCCAGCACCGAAUAACGCCCCCGGUCAUGGGCGGCGGUGACACGCCCGCGCCCUCGACCUCCUUCCUGCCUCCGGACAACACGGGCGUCGUGUACCAGUACCACCCCGACGUGGUGCAAAAUGUCACCACCACCAACUGAGUCCAGUCGACUCGUAGAUUCAUAGGCUUCUAUGGCGAUAUGGCUGCUAAAACAAUUCGCGAAACAUAAUGUGUGUGAUGACGUACACUUACACAAACGUGUGUAUAUGUAUGAGUUUUUGCGUGUGUGCAUGCGCGCUCGUGUGUGGAUGUAUGCUAUACAUGUAAAUCUUUAAAACACUGAAGCAACCCUUUGAUGGAGUUUUUAGUUUUCACUAAUAGUUCUCACCUCGUCCUCGCCCGAUUUGGCACCUACACACAUCUAGCCAUGCAGUGCACAAUGAUGCUGUAUAGCGACCGGUCUUUGCACAUUCGUUUAUUAACAAAAGCAUGUGAUUAACUACCGAUUAACAAAAUAGAUCUGAACAGACAGUAUAUUAACAGGGUUUUAUUCUUUGUCAUAUGGAAAGACUUAAAAGUACAAUAGCUAAAGUAACUUCACAAUGUUCAAUGUUUAACAAAAUGUCAUAGUUACAUACAGUAGUCUCGAAGACGCCGAAAUCUUGCCAGAUGCACUUGGCGCCACAAAUGAAGACAUAGCGUGAAAAUUUUAGUACAAAUGCAAGUACGUAUGGAUGGCUUCAGGAAAAAAAUGCGCGAGAAAAUAUAUACUGUGAUAUUUCAUUUUAGAAUUUUGUAUAUAUAUGUAGAGAGUGAAAAAAGGGCCUUUCUGAAGAUUAUAGAAUGGUGAAAAUAAAACAUUCCUGUAAGAUUUCCAUUA
Penaeus monodon (black tiger shrimp) is the source of this 4044-nucleotide messenger RNA. Its product is annotated as ecdysone-induced protein 75B-like. The transcript is spliced from 10 exons. Gene Ontology annotation, biological process: negative regulation of transcription by RNA polymerase II; positive regulation of transcription by RNA polymerase II; cell differentiation. Lineage: Eukaryota; Metazoa; Arthropoda; Malacostraca; Decapoda; Penaeidae. The record is from RefSeq and is a predicted model, not a curated record. The coding region runs from base 188 to 3199 and encodes 1003 amino acids. Gene Ontology annotation, molecular function: zinc ion binding; nuclear receptor activity; RNA polymerase II cis-regulatory region sequence-specific DNA binding.